AGAAGAGAGAGCAGGGGGAGGAAGAGGAGGAGGAGGAAGAGUAAAAGGGUGAAGAUAUAACAAGAGCGUCUGUCGAUGUGCGCUACAUUUCUUUAUAGAGCUGCAAAGUGACGCUUGGCUGCCAUUCAUUUAAUAGUUGCCGCCCCCAAACUCUCCACUUUUGAGACUUUUUUUUGUCUUUUUUAUGUAUUUCUUUUUCUUUGAAGAAGUGACAGUCCUGCCCGGUGAACGCGCGCGCCUGUGGGAUUCGGAGCCGAAACGGGCGGAGUUGUCCAAUGCAAAACUACAUGUAUGAGAAAGCCAUGGCCCAAGAGACAAGGAACGGGGGAAGCUCCACGUUAAACAACAACAACAACGGUGUCGACAACACCAAGAGGAAGCUUCUAGUUGCACUGGACAUCUUGUGUCUUCUACUUGCUAGCCUGCCUUUCCUGAUCAUUGAGACUAGCACCAUAAAGCCGUACCAGCGCGGGUUUUACUGUUCGGACGAGUCCAUCCGCUACCCCCAAAAAGAGGGCGACACCAUUAGCGAUGCCAUGCUUUGUGGUGUUGGCAUUCUUAUUGCCAUCAUCUCUAUCGUGAUCGGAGAAUCCUACAGGAUUCACCAGCUGCACGAGGGGACUAAGUCCUUCGUGGGGAACCCUUACGUGGCAGCAUUCUACAAACAGAUAGGCGUGUUUAUCUUCGGCUGCGCCAUCAGCCAGUCGUUCACAGACAUUGCCAAGGUGUCGGUAGGCCGCCUGAGGCCGCACUUCCUAGACGUGUGCAAGCCGGGCUUCACCGCCAUCAACUGCUCGUUGGGCUACAUCACCGAGUACACCUGCAGCGGCAACGAGAGUGACGUGCAAGAGGCUAGGAAGUCUUUCUUCUCUGGACACGCUUCUUUCUCCAUGUUCUCCAUGCUCUACCUGGCGUUCUAUCUCCAGUCCCGGUUCACUUGGCGCGGCGCCCGUCUCCUGCGCCCCCUGCUGCAGUUCACCUUGCUGAUGAUGGCGUUCUACACUGGCCUGUCGCGCGUCUCCGACCACAAGCACCACCCCACCGAUGUGCUGGCAGGCUUCGUGCAGGGAGCCCUGGUGGCCUACUGCAUAGUGUACUACGUGUCGGACCUGUUCGAGCCCGGGCUGAAGCCGGCCACGCCUCCUCCGUCGCCCGUCAAGAAGGAGCUGCUGCCCUCGUCCGACAUCAUCGAGAGGAACAACCGCCACAACAUGGUGUGAGGAAGACCACCGCGCCUCCUCUUCCUCGUCCUCCCGCGACCAACGUCGCCGCUCAACCACCCCCUCGUCGGACAGUAGAAUGUAGCUAAAGGGCAAACUCGAGAACCCCACGCAAUCUGCGAGGAGCCCCAUCCUGGAUGGGGGUGGCGGGUGCGGGGGUGGGGUUGGGGGUUUUUACUACCUAGAUCCGAGAAAAACAAUUUGAAAAAUGACAGGCGGAGCUUGAAAGAGGUGAUAAAACAACAACAUAAUGAAAAUGAAGAACAAACAAAAACAAACUUCCUGCAGAAGGGAGAGAAGGAAUUCUAGCGAUGUUUACUCUCUGAAGUGUCUGUGGCCUUGGAGGAGCGGCAGCAGCAACAACUUCCUCAGCGACAGGAAGGACGAAAAAAUGUAAUUUAAAGCACUGUUUUUCUUUUCUUUUUCUUGUUUUUUGUAAAAGUCCAUUGUCCGCGAUCACCACUCGCUGCCUGGCGCGUCAAAGCGGAAGCCCGACGAUGUCACGCCGGCCUCGCUCGUCGGGCUUUCUGCUGAGCGCGCUCAGUGCGGCCUAAAACCCGGGAUGUUGCAUUUACUUUAGAUUUAGGUCAAAUCGGGGCG
Phyllopteryx taeniolatus (common seadragon) is the source of this 1820-nucleotide messenger RNA. RefSeq names its product phospholipid phosphatase 3 (gene plpp3). Gene Ontology annotation, molecular function: phosphatidate phosphatase activity. The transcript is spliced from 7 exons. NCBI's taxonomy places the organism in Eukaryota, Metazoa, Chordata, Actinopteri, Syngnathiformes, Syngnathidae. The coding region runs from base 276 to 1220 and encodes 314 amino acids. Gene Ontology annotation, biological process: phospholipid dephosphorylation; phospholipid metabolic process; canonical Wnt signaling pathway. The record is from RefSeq and is a predicted model, not a curated record.